Messenger RNA from Fopius arisanus, 4799 nucleotides. RefSeq names its product defective proboscis extension response 12 (gene dpr12). The transcript is spliced from 7 exons. Bases 1139 to 2020 code for a protein of 293 amino acids. The record is from RefSeq and is a predicted model, not a curated record. Gene Ontology annotation, biological process: synapse organization. NCBI's taxonomy places the organism in Eukaryota, Metazoa, Arthropoda, Insecta, Hymenoptera, Braconidae. Gene Ontology annotation, cellular component: neuron projection membrane.
CAUUUGGGGCCAUAGCGAAGGAAAAGUUUGUGAUCCGGGUAAGGGAUUCCUGGAUAGGGCUGGUACCAACUGUAAGCCCCCAUCAUCAUCAUCAUCAUCUUGGAGAGGCGAAAAAAUAGUUCCUCGUUUCAAUAAAGUGUACAACGGAUUCAUCGAUGAUUCACGGAUUGAAAUAAACCGUCAAAUUAAUCUUGGGAUGGUUUAACGCCGUUCGGUGGAGUGAUAGUUCUCCCUCGUAUUAUUCAGGGGUGUUGUUUUGUUUUUUAAACGAAUCCACCUUGGGCUGGUGAAUGUCGCUGUCGAUGGAUCCUAGAUGAUUGAAUAACGUGGUAGCGUGAGUGAAUGACAUCGUGGAGAAACACGAGGUGUUCGACGACUGUGGAAAGAUCAAUCCGAAGGAUACACAGGAUACGAGACGCCGUGACGUGCUUCCUCUUGAUUAUUAUUUUUAUUUCUUUCCACGCAGCUCCAUACUAAAAACAGGAUACAUCUCACUCAUAAAAUCACUCGCGGUGAAAUAGUGUGUGAUAAGUGGAACACAGUACUCAACAUCCCAGUGAUGACAGUUUGUGAACUAUUUCAAUUUUAUUGGAGUCAUCGAAAAUAGUAAUUGAGAAAAAAAAAAUCGAGGUGAAUGUAGAGAAAAAAUUGCGCGUCGAGUAGUGUGUCAAGUGUGCGCCCUGUUGUCAGGCGUUGGUACUCUACUCAUCGAAGUGUUGGAGUUUUUUUUUUUCGGUUUUUUUUUUGAAAUCCCUCGGUACAACUGGAGUGGGAUACGAGUGUCUGUGCGGGCUACAUGCAAAAAGAAAAAGUCUAACCCAGAGGAGGAUAAAAAAUCACGCUAAAAACAUUUGCCGUUGGUGAGGGCGCGGAGAAAGAAAAAAAAAAAGGACGAAAAGAGUGGGGGAAAUGAAUCCCCAAGUGGACUCCCUCGUUUGAGGGUUGACAUUGUGCUUAACGUGUAUGUGUGUGUGUGAAUGCAUUGAACUGUAAACCAAAAAGCAGGAGAGUAAAGCGGAUAAAAGAGUCAACAAAUUAAGGCAACUCAUAUACAUUUGCUGUUACCAAUUAAACAUCGGUUUUGAGCGGUGUGUACUAUCCAACGGCCCCUGACAAGAAAUCCCAGUGCACCAUCACAAUGCGGGAUCGCCUGUCGUGGUACAUGGUCUUUCUGAUAUUACCAACAAUUUUAUUAGCUCGAUCGCUUGACAAAGAUCGUCGUGUACCCUACAACAUACCUUCAGAUUGGCGAGCACUGUGGUACAAUAAUCUUGAUGAACUACAGAGAGUUAAUGAGGCUAAUGAAAAUAACACUGUCUCAAAUGUCACUGUUCAACUGGGUGGUACAGCAUUCUUACAUUGUAAAGUAAGACAUCUUGCUGAGCGUUCCAUCUCUGAUGCCGAGAUAUCCUGGAUACGUCGACGUGAUUGGCACGUAUUGACGAGCUCAUUGUUCACGUACACGAAUGACGAGCGAUUCCAGGCGCUCCAUUCGGAGGGCUCGGACGACUGGACGCUGCAAAUCAAAUACGUACAAGAACGAGACAAUGGAACAUACGAAUGUCAGGUAUCAAGAAGUACGGGGAUAAUAUCACACUUUGUGAAUUUAAAUGUCGUGAUACCAGAGGCGUUUAUACUAGGAAGUGAAGAACACCAUGUCGAUGUGGGCUCUAUAAUAAGUCUGGUGUGCAUAAUUGAAAAGAGUCCAACGCCGCCGCAAUAUGUGUUCUGGUAUCACAAUAACCGGAUGAUAAACUAUGAUACUGCGCGCGGUACAGUGAGUGUACAGACAGAACCAGGACCAACUCAGAGUCGACUGACAAUUCGUCAAGCAGUUGAAUCGGAUACGGGAAAUUACACGUGCAGAGCCUCAAAUACCAAGCCAGCUUCAAUCUACGUCUUCGUGACAGAAGGCGAUAAAAUGGCGGCUAUUCAGCGCCGUAAAACGUCCAGUGGAGAGAGGACAUCGGGUAGUUUGAUACUGGCGCUCAUUGUCACUGGCGCUGUUUUAGCGCGAUAAGCAUUUUCAUUCGAAUAAAACAAAACACACAAUGUCCAUUACUGUCAUUAAUUCGUUUUUUUGAUCAUAAAUAACUUUAUAGAUAAUCCCCGAAUCUCGAGUACAUGACACUCGAAUAUUUUCCAUUAAUUUUACGAUUAUGAGGAGAAUAUUAUAACAGCGAACUCGUGACAAUGUUUUUUGUAGGACUAUCGACGGUAAAUAAUGGAGUACUCCGUGUUUAAGUGAUUGGAAUAGAGUUCAAGUGAAGUGGGGGGAAUACACAAAAAUUCAUGUAAAUAAAUAUUGAAAAAUAAAUUGAAAUCCAUCAUCAUCAAUUAUUUCAAUGAAAAUUUCAGAGUGAACUCAAUUUUCUGGUGUAAUUUUUGGUCGUUAUUUCAUUGCGAAAUCGGGGGUAUCGAUUUACGAAGAAUUUGACGAUUGUCACUGGAUUGUGGAAAUGAGCGAUAUUUUGGUGCUUACAAUUAUUCAAUGCAAUGACAUUUCUGAAUCGAUAAUAAACGGAGUGUAACUCUGAUUGAGUAAUGAGUCCAGUCCGCAUAAUAAAAAUCUCAGCUGGUAAACGUUUCAAUAAUUGAAGAGAUUGGCACGAAGGACUGGAUGGAUGUUGACAUCGUCAAUUGAUUUGAUACCGCUACCCCGAAUUCUUGUAAUCUAUCAUAGUAAAUUAAUCGACUGUUCAAUAAUAAAUUUUCAAAAUGGAAACGAUUAUUUGAUAUUCGUAGUGUCCAUGCGGUCAGUACUGAAUGUUUUAUGAAAUAAUUUACGUAAUGACUCCAGUGGUAUUUUUUAUUAUUAAUAAAGCCUUUCGUUUGUGCGAUCCUCAGUAAAUUUCAAAUGCCCAAGGAUAUAACGUAGAGUUAAAAUUUCUCAUGACCCAGGAUUUUAUGGGAAGGAAAGGGUUCUCGGCUCAUGGGACAAUGAUUUAUUCAUGUGGAACAAUGAUUAAUUAAUAGUGAUAGUACUCGAAUUAUUAAUAAAAGUCAAUUUAGGAAUUUAAACUGGCAAGAAAAUGGAACAAUUGAGGAUUUACUGCGGAAAUACAGUGAAUUAUCAGAGUGGCUUCCACAGGAAUUUUGUAAUAACUCACGAACACAUUAACGCCGAAAAUGAGAAAAAAAUUGCUAUUAAAUAGUUAGUUUUGAAACUGCGAUGUCACAUGGCCGGAUCCGUCUUCAAGUGUGUAAUCAUUUUAGCAAUUGAAUUGGGGAAAAUAUUCGUCUUCAGAGAGGAAAAACAAUUUAAUUUUAAGUAUUCCGAGGGAGAUAUAGACAUGAUUGUUGAGGGAAAAGGCUGGGAGGAUUGGAUCAACUUUUAUCAGCUCGAUUGAGAGAAUAAUGGGGAGCUAUGAAGAAAUGAACAAUACACUGACCCAGUAAAGAAGAGGUUUUUUUUUUGCUUAAGAAAACAUCCGCUUCCGUUCACAUCAUUCCAUUCUAUAUGUAUUAUAUACUUCGCGGGUAUUUCAGUGAUAAGAAAUUUUAUUAUAAGAAAAAUGGGUAAGGAAUGAAAGAUGAGGAUAUGAAGUGGGCCACCGAAAAUAGAGAAAUGCCAUUGAUAUUUGAAAUUGUAAAUUUUAUCGAAUCCUUAUUGUUUUAAGAUGUUUUGUCAUAUAAUUACUGUUGAUUAUUAUUUAGAGUGCCAGUGUUUGGAUCAUGACAGAUGGAAAACAGAGGAAAUACAUGAUAUAUUGAUGGAGGGAGAAACAAAAUUGAAUUGCAAAAAAAUAUGGGACUCAACGAUUGUUGUAUAGGAGCAGAGUAAAAGUGGAUUUAUCUUGUUAUGUUUUAAUCUUGAUAAUUGAAGUUACCGAAAGUACAAGGGAGUGAUAUAAAUCGUCUAUCAUCGAGCCAAUAUAAUUAUUUAUCGUAAAAAUAACUGGGCUGAACAAAUUGUACAUAAAUUAAGCGAGAAAUUUUAAUGAAAAAAAAAGAAACCUGAAUGACUGAUACGAUGACCACAGAAAAGCUUUAUUCGGAGUUGGGAGAAGUUGAUUCGAUACUGAAUUCGAUUAAAAAAUAUUUGUCGAGGAAUUACAAAGAGUCACAACAAUUUUUUUCUCAAAAUGUGAGUAAACGCCAGAUAAGAGCGCCUAUGGGUGCAUUUGGAAAUUGCUAUGGGCACAAAUUUCCUUUUCAAAUAUACACAAGAAAAUCCAUUUCAUCCUCAAGUUUUGAUUUCACCCACUGCUAAAUGACUCUUCAUACUUAGACAAACAUUUGAUUUCUAAUUCUCCAUUAAAAAUUCCUUCGAUUAAUUUUUCCCUUUUGGAGAAUGAAAAGCAAUACAAAUUAUGGAAGAGAAAUUGCAAUUAUUGAAUUUAAAGACAAUUGCAGGGUGUACAGGCGUUUGUGUCUAUCUUCUAUCCUGAUAAACUUGGCCGCCUGUGCACAAUUAUAUGUAGAAUAUACAUAGAAUCUGUUAAUAAUAAGAGAAAAAAAAUGAUGAACAAUUGGCCCCUAUCGAGAAAUAAUGUCCAGUGGCAUAACUUCGUUAUUCGAGUGAGAAAAUGAGUGAAGGAAUUUGAGCCAAUGUCCUGAGACGUUCUUUUAAAGACUGGGUGGAAAAUAUAUGGUAUUAUUAUGGUGGAAUUUCAGAUUAAUUCUCAAACAAAUAAACAUCCUUACGGAACUUAAAGAAAAGAAAAGAAAAGCAAAAAAAAACAUUUCUCAGUAUAUGUCUGCAAUCAUGUAUGAUAGAAAAAAAACCAUUCAAUUCAAUAAAAAUGUACGAAAUCGAGAUAAAAAUCAUCAAUUCACCUCGCCCUUCACCCAUUCCA